GAUCACGGCGGUAAUGUCGAGGUGUGAUCGAAGUUAACAUAGGAAUACCUUAAUCCACGUAUUUCUUCGGCGGCAAAAUAUUGGUAGAUGCGAUAUCUGGCUACGUUGGUCUUUCGAGACUUAAAUCCCGACGAAUCAGCGUUGAGUUCGGUUAAAGUUCAGGCUUGCAGCGUCCUGUUCUGUCAAACUUGAGUACCGAGGCUGAGACUGUCGCGAAACAGUGAAAGUACGAAGCGAAAGCGAAACGACCGGGAGUGGCCCCCUCACCCAAUAUAAUUCACGGAAUUAAUUAGAAAUGAAUUGAUUUCUUAGUCAUUUCACCGAAAUAGCAAAACAAUCUGUGUUCGCAAUCCUACGUUCUAUUGCAAUUUACAGCUGGAAGCCAUGGAGGACUAUCUGCCAAAUGAAUAUGAUGUCGUCGUCGUAGGGACAGGUAUGACGGAGUCUAUUGUCGCGGCGGCUGCAAGUAGAAUCGGUAAAAAGGUCCUUCACCUAGACAG
This is a messenger RNA of Frieseomelitta varia, 500 nucleotides long. RefSeq names its product rab proteins geranylgeranyltransferase component A 2-like. Gene Ontology annotation, cellular component: cytosol; Rab-protein geranylgeranyltransferase complex; cytoplasm. The record is from RefSeq and is a predicted model, not a curated record. Gene Ontology annotation, molecular function: GDP-dissociation inhibitor activity. Gene Ontology annotation, biological process: protein geranylgeranylation; vesicle-mediated transport; small GTPase-mediated signal transduction. NCBI's taxonomy places the organism in Eukaryota, Metazoa, Arthropoda, Insecta, Hymenoptera, Apidae.